Leptomonas pyrrhocoris is the source of this 1012-nucleotide messenger RNA. RefSeq lists its product as hypothetical. Bases 107 to 1012 code for a protein of 301 amino acids. Lineage: Eukaryota; Euglenozoa; Kinetoplastea; Trypanosomatida; Trypanosomatidae. The transcript has a single exon. The record is from RefSeq and is a predicted model, not a curated record.
GUCGUUAAGAAAAGCUCACACCUGUAUCAGCGCAUGAGCAGGAGGUUGCAAUUCAUGUAACGCAUUCAGAACGUUUCUUCUCGGCACCUUGUUUCCAUUUCCAAAAAUGCCGCCUUUUCUCCUCCAGCUUCUCGCGUUGGUUGAUGACGAGCCUGCGGCCUCCGUGGACUGCCAUCACGGCUUGUGGAACGCCUCCACAAGCACCUGCGACUGCGCAAGCGGGUGGACCACAGACUGGAUGGAUCAGGACAUCCUCGGCGAGGGCCUAGUGUAUUGCGACAGUCAGGCAUCUACACCGGCGCCAGGGAACACCACCGCUGCCACCUCCAAGUCCCCGGCGUCCAUCCGUACGAUCUGGAUUAUCGUCAUUGUGGCGGCAGCAACGGUGGUCACCGCUCUGGGUCUUCUUUGUUUUUGCUGCUGCCGACGACGCCGCAGAGACGCUACGAAGAAGAAGGAGUGUGAGAGAGCGGGGAUGGAACGGCGGCAGCAGCAGUGUCGCCUCGAAGAACUCGAGCGGCGUCGGCAAGAGGACGAAGCCGAUUGGAGCAGGGAGGCGAUGCUGCGACGGCAGAUGUGGGAUUCACAGAUGCAGCGGUGCCUCCGCAGCGACCCUACGACGGGUGAAGUGUGGUACGACAGCCCCGAGAACUUCACCGCGGCGACGACAAACUCGCAGUUCCUGUCCUUCCCCGUCCCUUCUGGAGCGCCCUUCGCAGGACAUCGGAAGAGUAUGGCGCUUACAGAGUUUCCAGCCUUCACGGACCCGAACGUGAUAGUGCGUAGCACAUCACCCAGUAUGCGUUACCAAGCCGCGCCGAUUGAUUUAUCUUCUAAUUUGUACGACAGUGACAGCAGCAGAGCCUUUACCACAGCGGUGGAUGAGUGCAUUCGCUCUGCGUACUCGCAGUCGCCUCCCCCCGCACUCUCCGUAGCACGCAUGGUACGCGAAACGAGCCCUCUCACGACUCCGCGACAUGUCAAGCCUUACGAUCGAAACAGACCGUACUAG